UCUUCUGGCACCAGCUCGUGCCGCGCUCGGGACCUCCUUCCGGAUCUCGGUUUCCCUUUGCGUGGGGCUCGCAGCUGCCGCCGCUUUCCCGCGGAGCAUGGGGCUGCCUCGCCGGGCAGGGGACGCGGCGGAGCUGCGCAAGAGCCUGAAGCCGCUGCUGGAGAAGCGCCGGCGCGCGCGCAUCAACCAGAGCCUGAGCCAGCUCAAGGGGCUCAUCCUGCCGCUGCUGGGCCGGGAGAACUCCAGCUACUCGAAGCUGGAGAAGGCGGACGUCCUGGAAAUGACCGUGCGCUUCCUGCAGGAGCUGCCUGCGUCCUCAUGGCCCAUGGCAGCGCCCGUGCCUUGCGACAGCUACCGCGAGGGCUACAGCGCCUGUGUGGCGCGCCUGGCCCACGUGCUGCCCGCCUGCCGCGUCCUGGAGCCCGCCGUGAGCGCGCGCCUGCUAGAACACCUGUGGCGGAGAGCUGCGGGCGCCACUCCCGAUGGCGGGCGCGCUGGUGACUCCGGUGGCCCAUCUGCGCCCACCCCAGCGUCCGCGUCUGCCCCACAGCCCGCAUCCUUGCCCAUGCCCUCGCCGCCCUCGCCUCCCUGUGGCUCUGGCCUCUGGCGGCCGUGGUAGCCCCUCGGCCAGUCCACAGACCCUGCCGACUGCUUGGGACCUGGGGCUGCUGUUCCCAUCAUGAAGGGUCAGCCAAGUAUCCACACCCAGGCCGGAAGCCGGAUGUUUCAUGGGGACUUGCUGAGCGUUUGCCAGAAGGGGAGGAUUCUCCCUCGAGUCCCCAGAUCAGCAGCCUGUGCUAGAGACCAGAGCACCUGGGGCAAGAAGACAGAACCGAUGUGGGGGUGGGGAUGGGCACUAAUUCCAACUGUGCCACACAAACCCAUGAUGACCUUGGCCCUGGUUUAGGUGGCAGGAUAUGGAGGAAGCUAUGGGCAUUAUUGAAAAAGUCAUUGUUAAGCCAACAGGGUGAGGCUCCCAGCAAAGCCAUGCUGUCUUCGUGCCUCCCUGGGCCCAGAGGGUUAGACUGUAAGCUCCUCGAGGCACUGGGUGCACAGUGGGUGCUCACUGAACAUGGUGGACUAGUGAGCAGGGGAUUUGAGAGAACGACCCUGUAAUGAGCUUUGGACACUCUGGCAUUUGCCUUAACAUCCAUGCCCUGGGAUCAUUUGGAUAUUUACUCCAUGAGGACAAAUACUGGGGAAGUGUGGAGAGGAGAGAGGGCAGGUUUCAUUUACUUUCCCCCAUUUCUGAGAAUGAGCACCUGCUGCCACUGCCUUUCUGAGUCUCUGGGAGCAAGUAACCCGCAGCCCAAGCCCAUCUAGGACGCCACAUCAGGCAGGCACCAGACUGGCUCCUUGUCCCCAUAAAAACUCUCAGUACAGCUUUUUUUAAACCUAUUCUGUAAGAACUAGCCAACCAGGGGGACCCUUGAUUCCUUUCAGCCACGCUUGCCACUUCUGACUUCUGAGAGUCCAUCUCUGUUUGCAGUUCUGUGACUUUCGUUGACCUGGCUCCAAUCAAGCACAAUGCAAGCAGUGGGGGGAGGGGAGUUGUAGAUGGGCCAGUGACUCACAGGGUCAGGUGCUCUGGGGAGCCUGAGUCAGGAGGCCAGUGGGCCCUGGAAGGGAGGGGGCAAGCCCAGGUGGGUGAGGUUCUGGGCCUGAGGCAAGAAGGCAGAGUUUCUUAGCAGGGGUGUGCAAGAGCUGCCCAGAAGGUCUCAGCUGGCUCUCCAAGCUGGGCUUGCGAAAUAGGAACGCCAGCAUCCUCCUCCGCAGGCAGUGGCAGGCACCUCCUCCUACUAGCUCCUCAGGUGCCCCCGAGCCCUGUCUGAUGGCCGAAGGUGAGCGCAGAGCGGUGGGCUUUUCCUGUGUGGAGGGAGACUGAUUCAAAGGGACAUUUAUGACCCUUCACCAGUCCCACAUCCUGCCCAAUGGCCAGGUCUUGGGAUGCCUGUUCCAAGAUGCUUCUGUGACUCCAUGUCUGUCCGAUGAUUGCCCCAGCUGGGGAAAAGGCUCCCAUGUCUCUUCCUCAUAAAACUAGUGGGCAAGGCCAGGUGCAGUGGCUCACGCCUGUAAUCCCAGCACUUUGGGAGGCCGAAGCGGGUGGAUCACCUGAG
Cebus imitator (Panamanian white-faced capuchin) is the source of this 2117-nucleotide messenger RNA. RefSeq names its product hes family bHLH transcription factor 2 (gene HES2). Gene Ontology annotation, molecular function: protein dimerization activity; RNA polymerase II cis-regulatory region sequence-specific DNA binding; DNA-binding transcription factor activity, RNA polymerase II-specific. Gene Ontology annotation, biological process: regulation of neurogenesis; regulation of transcription by RNA polymerase II; anterior/posterior pattern specification. NCBI's taxonomy places the organism in Eukaryota, Metazoa, Chordata, Mammalia, Primates, Cebidae. The transcript is spliced from 4 exons. Gene Ontology annotation, cellular component: nucleus. The record is from RefSeq and is a predicted model, not a curated record. Bases 98 to 619 code for a protein of 173 amino acids.